AUGGGAGCUUUCACCACGUACAUCGCCCGUCCACCACGUCCACCAGUUCUCUACCACGUCCACCAGUUCUCUACCACGUACACCACCUCUACCACGUACAUCGCCUCUCUACCACUUCCAUCAGCUUUCUACAACGUACAUCGCCUCUCUACCACGUCCAUCAGCUUUCUACCACGUACAUCGCCUGUCUACCACGUACAUCGCCACUCUACCACGUAUUAUCGCCUCUUUACAACGUCCACCAGCUCUCCACCACAUCCACCAGCUCUGUACCACGUCCACCUCCUCUCCUCUACCACGUGCAUCGCCUGUCUACCACCUACAUCGCCUUUCUACCACGUACACGCCCGUACAUCGUACACCAGCUCUACAACGUACAUCGCCGGUCUACCACGUACACCAGCUGUCUACAACGUACCAGCCUCUACAUCAUUCCUUUGUCUACCACGAACAUCGCCUGUCCACCACGUCUUAGCACCACCCUCUCUACCACGUACAUCUCUCCUGUCGUCCACCAGCCACGAACAUCGCCUCUGUCUACUACGUCCACCUCCUCUACCACGUACAUCGCCUUUCUCCUGCCUGUCUACCACAAACAUCGUCUGUCUACCACGUCCACCAGCUCUCUACCACGAACAUUGCCUGUCUACCACGUCACUACGUAAUUACACCACCUCUCUACCACGUACACCACGUACACCAAUUCUCUACCACGUACACCGACUCUCUACCACGGACAUCGCCUGUCCACCACAUCCACCAGCUCUGUACCACGUCCACCCUCCUCUCUACCACGUACAUCGCAUCUCUCUACCACGUACAUCGCCCUCUACCACGUACAUCGCCCUCUACCACGUCCACCAGCCUCUACCACGUACACCACCUCUUACCACGUCCACCAGCUCUUUACCAUUUCACCACCUCUCUACAACGUACACCACCCUCUACCCUCACACAGCACCACCUCUACGACGUACACCACCUCUAGUAUGUACACACAACCCCUCUAGCACGUACACCACCACCUCUACCACGUACACCACCAUCUCUACCACGUAA
Molecule: messenger RNA, 1059 nt
Organism: Haliotis rubra (blacklip abalone)
Lineage: Eukaryota; Metazoa; Mollusca; Gastropoda; Lepetellida; Haliotidae
Exons: 2
Coding region: 1-1059 (352 amino acids)
Source: RefSeq, a predicted model, not a curated record